Messenger RNA from Cyanistes caeruleus (blue tit), 474 nucleotides. The record is from RefSeq and is a predicted model, not a curated record. NCBI's taxonomy places the organism in Eukaryota, Metazoa, Chordata, Aves, Passeriformes, Paridae.
CCCAAAUCCCCAAUUCCCCCAUCCCAAACGGCCCCAGGUACGCCCCGGAAUGCCUCAAGGAAUGUAAAUUUUACUACGCCUCCGACGUUUGGUCCUUCGGGGUGACGCUCUACGAGCUCCUGACGCGCUGCGAGCCCGGCUCCAGCCCCCCGGCCAAAUUCCUGGAGAUGAUCGGAGCCACGCAGGGCCAGAUGACGGUGCUGAGGCUGAUCGAGCUCCUGGAGAGGGGCAGGAGGCUCCCGGUGCCGGGGGAUUGUCCCUGUGAGAUUUACCGGCUGAUGAAGAACUGCUGGGAGGCCGAGGCCUCGUUCCGCCCGGCCUUUCCCAACCUCAUCCCGAUCCUGAAGAAUUUCCAGGAGAAGUAUCGGAGCCAGGCCCCUUCCGUCUUCAGCCUCUGCUGAGGGAGCGGGGAAUUCCCAAAAAAUCCCAUGGAAUGAGAGGAAUUCCCAAAAAAUUCCAUGGAAUGAGGGGGAU